Didymodactylos carnosus is the source of this 3453-nucleotide messenger RNA. Lineage: Eukaryota; Metazoa; Rotifera; Eurotatoria; Philodinida; Philodinidae. The record is from the annotation of a GenBank genome assembly.
AUGAUUGGAAUUAAUUUGUUUUUAUUAUAUUUUCUAUGUGUUAGUAAAACAAAUGCUGUCAUUUAUACAAUAACUCCUUCAACAUCAACUGAACUUAAUUCUAUUUUAAAAUCAUCUUAUUUAGAUUUGACUUUAAUGAAUACAUCUAUUGUUGUACGUUUAUCAUCAAAUUCAUCUACACUUCUUAAUUCUACACAAAUAUUGUUAUCAGAUUCAAAUAUAGUUGGUGUUGUUUUUGCUUGGAAUACCGGUGAUUGUACAAUACCAACAUCAAUUGCUUCACAAUUAAAUAAUAUUAAUAUUAUUAAUCCAAUAUGUUUCAUUAAUAAUUUAGUUAAUAUAACAUUGAUGCCCACAAAUACGUUACAAUUGACGAUAACAAGUCAACAAUUAGUUCUAGCUGCACAAACAUUUAUGCAACAAUAUAGUUUACGUUAUUUUACCAUGAUUAUCGGUUCAAAUGAAGUUUUAUAUUCAUAUUUUGCUCAAGAAUUUAUAGUUGGACUAUCAUCAACUACGUCAUAUAUAUUAGAAAAAUAUUUAUACGUUACGAAUAUUCUAAAUUAUACGAUGACACAAUUGGGACAAUUAAAAAGUCGAGUGAUAUUUGUUAUUUGUUCCUAUUCUGAAGAACAGCAUCUUUAUUCCUAUAUUGUUCAAAAUUCUAUAUCAGGUAUGGUUUAUAUAUUUUUACGUUGGUCACAAUUUCAUUUAUCAUAUUAUACCACAUCAUUUUCAUCAAAUUUUAUUCAAAAUAAUAAUCAAGCACCAUUUAAUCUUACUUUAUUUAAUUCAUCAUCAUUUUCUGUUUUACAUCUUUUACCAAUGGAUAUAGAAAAUUCAUAUUCAGAUUUAUUAUCAAUAUUAGAAAGAAUAUUAUUAUUAAAUGGAACAAGUUUUACAUCCAUUGAUGAUAUAUUGUAUAUAUUAAGUGAAUUAGAAGGUACACUGUAUUUAAACCAACAAGGUUCAAAUAAAUUAUCUACAACAACGGAUCUUGGUACAAUUUCAUUAUUAAAUAGAAUACGUCUAUUUAAAUAUUAUAUUGUUGGUAUUAAUUGUAAUGGUACAUGGGCACCAUUAAAAAUGAUUACAAAUAAUUUAACAAUUACUAAUAUAGAUAGUGGACUAUGUACAACAUGGCCUGGUAUUGAUUCAUCAACAAUAGUAACAGAAGAUGCUGGUUGGAGAGUAUUAAGAAUUGUAUUAUUGUCAUUGAUGGGCGUCGUUGUUGCUUCUGGUAUUGCAUUAAUAACAAUACUUUUUAUCAGAAAUCAACGUGCACGAAAACAAAUGAGUAAAGGUCCAAAUAAAAUUAUAUUAUUACCCGAUGAUCUUAUAUUUGUUAUGCCAAAAGGAUCAAUUUUUACCAGCAAAGUUAAUCUUAAAGCUGAUGUACAUGAACGAAGUAACAUUUCUAUUCGAAGUGAAGAAGUACAAUCAGGAAAAACGGCACGAUACAAUGGUGAUCUUGUUGAAGUUAAAAAAUUAAAUAUUGGACCACUAUCUCUUAGAACAAAAAUGAUGAAAGAAUUAAGAAUGCUAAAAGAUCUUCGACAUGAAAAUGUUAACACAUUCAUUGGCGUUUUUAUUGAUCAUCAAUUACCUUCAUUAAUAUAUGAAUAUGGUCAUCGUGGUAGUUUAGAGGAUAUAUUAAAAAAAGAAGAAAUUAAACUUGAUUGGAAUUUUAAAUGGUCAAUGUUAAAUGAUCUUGUUCGAGGUAUGCGUUAUUUAUCUCAUUCACCAAUUAAAUGUCAUGGAAAUUUAAAAUCACGAAAUUGUAUUGUGGAUUCACGAUGGGUAUUAAAAGUAACCGAUUAUAGAUUAAAUGAAGUUUAUGCACUCCAAAAUUCUCCAAGAAUUGUUGAUAUGACAGAUUUAUUAUGGAGUGCUCCAGAACAUAUUCGAACAGCCACAAUUAAAGGUGAUAUUGCAACAGUGACAACAAGCUCAAUAGCCGGUGAUGUGUAUAGUUUUGGUAUUAUUAUGCAAGAAGUGAUACUUAGAGGAGCACCAUAUUGUAUGUUAGAUUUAUCAGCAUCAGAAAUAAUUGCAAAAAUUCGUAAACCUCCUCCCCUAUUACGUCCAUCUGUAUCAAAACAAGUAGCACCACCAGAAUAUAUUAAUAGUAUGAAACAAUGUUGGGCAGAACAACCAGAAACACGUCCAUCAUUUGCUGAUUUAGCUCAAUCAAUAAAAUCUUUGAAUGGUGGAAAAAAAGUGAAUAUUGUUGAUACUAUGUUUAAAAUGCUUGAACAAUAUUCAAAUAAUCUUGAAGAUCUCAUUAAAGAACGUACAACUCAAUUAGAAGAAGAAAAGAAGAAAACAGAUAAAUUAUUGUCACAAAUGUUACCACCAACGGUUGCUGAAAGUUUAAAAUCUGGUACAACAGUUGAAGCAGAAUGGUUUGAAAUGGUAACAAUCUAUUUUUCUGAUAUUGUCGGAUUUACCACCAUCUCAGCUCUAAGUGGUCCAAUGGAAGUUGUUGAUCUUUUAAAUGAUUUGUAUACAAUGUUUGAUUCAAUAUUAGAAGAUUUUGAUUGUUACAAAGUUGAAACAAUUGGCGAUGCAUAUAUGGUUGUAAGCGGUUUACCAAUUCGAAAUGGAAUUAAACAUGCAUCAGAAAUAGCCACAAUGGCAUUGACUCUACUACAUCAUUGUGGAAAAUUUAAAAUAAGACACAUGCCCGGUGUACCAUUACGAUUAAGAAUCGGAUUGCAUUCUGGUGCAUGUGUUGCGGGUGUGGUGGGUUUAAAAAUGCCACGUUAUUGUUUAUUUGGUGAUACUGUCAAUACAGCUAGUAGAAUGGAAUCAACAAGCAUGGCCUUUCGUGUACAUGUGAGUGAAUCAACAGCAGGUCUAUUGGAAGAAAGUGGUGGUUUUAAAUUAGAAUAUCGUGGCAUAACAGAAAUCAAAGGACGAGGAAAUCAUAAAACGUAUUGGCUCCAGGGAAAAGAAGGUUUUGACAAAGAGCUUCCCGAACCUGUUAUAUCGGAAGAUAAUCACGGUCUUGACAAAGAACUUGUUAAAUUGGUUGAAAAAAAUGCAAAAGAACGUAAUCGAAUUGAUUUACUAAAGAAAAGUCAAGUGGCAUUUAAACAAAAUAAAAAUAAUUCAAUUGAAAUACAAGUAAAAGCUAUACCUGAAACAAAUACUACCAUUGGUUCUGAAACACAAACUGUUACAGUAACUGAAAUAAAAAGAUCUCAAACCGAUCGCAUAGAUACAAUAGAUUCGGGUUAUUCCGAUACAAAUUCGUCAGCAAAAACAGCUGAUUUAUUACGUUUUACUCCACCACCAACGACACCUCCUGCUCUUCCUCCACCGCCGCCUGCCGUCCAACAUGUUAAAUUUCUACAACAACCACCACCCAAUAAUAAUCAUACCAGUGAAAAACUACAAAAUGGAACUAUUUCUGUUGUAAACCGAAAAGCGUCAAGAACAAAAUGGUAA